AUGUCGGUUCUGGACGAAAGUCGGGCGGUAUCCGCUCGAGACUUGCUCCUGAUGCUGUUCACGUCGUUAAAGCACUGCGGCACUUGGGACGUCGUUGCGGCCGUAUUCAAGCAAAAGCCGACAACCUUCGAGAAGCGCGUCAUGUCCUUCCUGAUCGUUCUCCACGCAUACCUCAUGCGAACGUUCGUCACGGCUGAAGAGGCCAAUGCAGACGCCCGCUGUGGCUGGGCAUUGGUUCAAGAACUUCGCUCGAAAAAGAUAUACUACAGCGGCAAACACUCACUGUAUGGACACAGGGUUGAAGUGUCCGUGGUACCGAAUGGCUUCACGAUCGACUGCACCAAGUUCUACAAGAUCAGCGUGUCGGACAAGACAAUAUUCGACGAGAACAUCGACUCUCACCUGGCCAACCUGGCAAAGCGCACCGGCGAGACGACGCUCGAAGACUCGGAGCUUGGCUUAGAGCAAUGGGCAGUUCUGGCUGACAAAGGCUACCAAGGUAUUCAGCACAACGUCCGGACGGUGCUGCCGUUGAAGAAGCCGGCAGGUGGCAACUCACCAUUGCGGAGCAAGCGAAGAAUGACCACGCUGUGGUCCACAUGUAGCGACACGUACCGUUGGAGCCGCAAGAGCUACGACAUCGUGUUCCAAGCGUGUUUGGCCCUGAUCAACGUCCAUGUCCGCCUCCAUCCCCUGUGUGCAGAAGAUGGUGAUGCCAAUGCCCAACCACCAAGCUCUUCACCUUCGACGGCACGGCAACCUCGAUGGCGCUGUCGACCCGAAGAGAUCCCCGACACAGCCGCUCUCGAAGCCUUCAUGCACAAGCUCCGUGAUGCCGAACGCGCUGUAACGUGCACCCACCUCGUCAACUACCUCAAGCGGUACCAUCGCGCGUGGCUCGACGGCUACCUGGCGAACAAGAAUUGUGGAUACCAGUCGCUGCUCAAACUGGCGUUCACAGGGUUCAGCGGCGACAGCAUCAUCAACGUCGACGAGACGGGUAUGACGUACGACAUGCCACCUCAUGCAAUUUGGUCGGUACGCAUUGGUACGGCGAAGAUUGCGAGUGGCGAAAAGCUCUCGUACCGCAUGACAGCUGUGCUGGGCGCCCGUGCGAAUGGCGAGAAGCUCCCCAUCCUGUUUAUCAUCCGUGGCAUGCCCGGUGGCGCGAUCGAAGCGAAUGAGUUUGAGUCGUACCCUCUUGGGCACCACUACGCACCACAAGUUCGGGAGCCGACGGUUCUGUUGCUCGACAACUUUGACCCGCAUGUCAGCAAGGAAGGAAUCAAGAUCGCCAGCGAGGAGGCCGGUUGUGUUGUUGCUGCCAUCCCACCGAAUGCCACAAGUACAGUGCAGCCCUUGGACGUUGGGGUGAUGGCCCCAUUUAAGCGCCACUUGCGCAGUUUGUGGCUUGAAGAAGAUCUCAUCGAGGGUAGUGAAAGUGAGGAAGAUGUAGAUCUCAUGACUGUACCGGCGCAGAAAAAGCGUUUGGUGAUGAUUCAUCGAGCCAUUAAGGCAUGGGCUCCGUCGCAGAUUUUCUAA
Messenger RNA from Aphanomyces astaci, 1542 nucleotides. RefSeq lists its product as hypothetical. Bases 1 to 1542 code for a protein of 513 amino acids. Gene Ontology annotation, molecular function: nucleic acid binding. NCBI's taxonomy places the organism in Eukaryota, Oomycota, Saprolegniomycetes, Saprolegniales, Verrucalvaceae. The record is from RefSeq and is a predicted model, not a curated record. The transcript has 6 exons.